Coregonus sp. 'balchen' is the source of this 17630-nucleotide messenger RNA. Lineage: Eukaryota; Metazoa; Chordata; Actinopteri; Salmoniformes; Salmonidae. The record is from the annotation of a GenBank genome assembly.
CAAUUGGAUGAGGUAUCUGACCCUGCAUGAUAUCUGACUUACUGCAUGCACUGGACAGGUCUGUGUUUCUCAUGGUGUUAGGUGGGGGAGUGAGAUUCACCAUGGCCAGGAAUGGACCAGAGUGUGAGUCCAGGGAGGCAGACGGUCUGCCAACAUGUCACAAACCACCCAUCUGCACUGGUGAGUUACCAUGCUACUCAAUCAUGCCAAGAUAUUCUGUUACAUCGUUUUUGGGCCAAAUUAUGGUAGUUUAUGCUCUGGCUUCGUGCAUGCAUUUAUGAAAAUUCCAAGCCAUUGAAUUGCACUGCUAUCUGGUUUCAUCAAACCUGAGCCUACAUCUCCUUCUGUUCUAGGCUUCUCCAUCCAGCGCUGAGCCCCUGAAGGAGUGUGUGAAAGAGGACCCCGCUCCUGGCCAUGGCUCACUCGUCAAACCCCUCCCGCAGGGACGCAACCCCCGGGUCAGGCACGGCUACGCGCCACCUCCUUCGGAAGCAGCAGCAGCGCCGUGGAAUCCGAUCCUCCUCCCCCAUGGGCCGGGUCAUCCUCAUCAACUCUCCUGUGGACGGUGAGGAGGGCCCUCUGAUACACCACACCAGAGAUUGGCUCAGAUCAGAUCAGCGUGCCCUCUAAGGCAUGACCGGUGUCUGGCAUACAGUGGCUUGCGAAAGUAUUCACCCCCCUUGGCAUUUUUCCUAUUUUGUUGCCUUACAACCUGGAAUUAAAAUAUACUUUUUUUAGGUUUGUAUAAUUUGAUUUACACAACAUGCCUACCACUUUGAAGAUGCAAAAUAUUUUUUAUUGUGAAACAAAUAAGAAAUAAGACAAAAAAAAUGAAAACUUGAGUGUGCAUAGCUAUUCACCCCCCAAAGUCAAUACUUUGUAGAGCCACUUUUUGCGGGAAUUACAGCUGCAAGUCUCUUGGGGUAUGUCUCUAUAAGCUUGGCACAUCUAGCCACUGGGAUUUUUGCCCAUUCUUCAAGGCAAAACUGCUCCAGCUCCUUCAAGUUGGAUGGGUUCCGCUGGUGUACAGCAAUCUUUAAGUCAUGCCACAGAUUCUCAAUUGGAUUGAGGUCUGAGCUUUGACUAGGCCAUUCUAAGACAUUCAAAUGUUUCCCCUUAAAACACUCCAGUGUUGCUUUAGCAGUAUGCUUAGGGUCAUUGUCCUGCUGGAAGGUGAACCUCCGUCCCAGUCUCAAAUCUCUGGAAGACUGAAUUUCCCUGUAUUUAGCACCAUCCAUCAUUCCUUCAAUUCUGACCAGUUUCCCAGUCCCUGCCGAUGAAAAAACAUCCCCACAGCAUGAUGCUGCCACCACCAGAAUUCACUGUGGGGAUGGUGUUCUCAGGGUGAUGAGAGGUGUUGGGUUUGCGCCAGACAUAGCGUUUUCCUUGAUGGCCUAAAAGCUCAAUUUUAGUCUCAUCUGACCAGAGUACCUUCUUCCAUAUGUUUGGGGAGUCUCCCACAUGCCUUUUGGCGAACACCAAACGUGUUUGCUUAUUUUUUUCUUUAAGCAAUGGCUUUUUUCUGGCCACUCUUCCAUAAAGCCCAGCUCUGUGGAGUGUACGGCUUAAAGUGGUCCUAUGGACAGAUACUCCAAUCUCCGCUGUGGAGCUUUGCAGCUCCUUCAGGGUUAUCUUUGGUCUCUUUGAUGCCUCUCUGAUUAAUACCCUCCUUGCCUGGUCCGUGAGUUUUGGUGGGCGGCCCUCUCUUGGCAGGUUUGUUGUGAAGCCAUAUUCUUUCCAUUUUUUAAUAAUGGAUUUAAUGGUGCUCCAUGGGAUGUUCAAAGUUUCUGAUAUUUUUUUAUAACCCAACCCUGAUCUGUACUUCUCUACAACUUUGUCCCUGACCUGUUUGGAGAGCUCUUUGGUCUUCAUGGUGCCGUUUGCUUGGUGGUGCCCCUUGCUUUGUGGUGUUGCAGACUCUGGGGCCUUUCAGAACAGGUGUAUAUAUACUGAGAUCAUGUGACAGAUCAUGUGACACUUAGAUUGCACACAGGUGGACUUUAUUUAACUAAUUAUGUGUGAUGAGUGUGAUGGAAGGAGUCAGGCGCAGGAGGGUAAUCACUGAAUACAGAGUUUAUUCCUUCGUUACACAAAAUACGCUGGAAUAGCGACAAACGAAACAGGCACAGGGGAAACUAUCUACCCUGGCAAUACACUGUAACGGUAUCUCCAUACAAUACAUAGGCACAGGGGAAAUGUCUACCCUGGCAACAAAAUGGUAUGAGUAGCUCCACCGAGCUACACUACUCUCACAUUCAAACAAUCACCCACAAGGACAAGGGGGCAGAGGGAACACUUAUACACGGACUAAUGAGGGGAUUAGAACCAGGUGUGUGUGAUUGACAAGACAAGACAAAUGUGAUGAUGAUAAUUGGGGCGGCAGUGGUUAGUAAGCCGGUGACGACGAACGCCGAAGCCUGCCCGAACAAAGAGGGGAGGCAGCCUCUGCGGAAGUCGUGACAUUAUGUGACUUCUGAAGGUAAUUGGUUGCACCAGAUCUUAUUUAGGGGCUUUAUAGCAAAGGGGGUGAAUACAUAUGCACGCACCACUUUUCCGUUAUUUAUUUUUUAGAAUAUUUUGAAACAAGUUAUUUUUUUCAUUUCACUUCACCAACAUGAAAUCCAAAUAAAAAUGUAUUUAAAUUACAGGUUGUAAUGCAACAAAAUAGGAAAAACGCCAAGGGGGAUGAAUAUUUUUGCAAGGCACUGUAUAGGCCUCCCCUCAUCACAAUCCAUAUACUGCUACACAGCCAAGUUAAGCACAAUUCAUUUUCUUAUUUAAUGUGUUCAGCUCUGGAAAAAUUACUUUGUUGAUGUAAUGGAUAUUCUUUGAAGAACGAUUAUAAAUUGUGGCAUAAAAUUAACCCCGUAUGACUCUGUUAUAUGACAUAUAGGCUAAAGGUACCUUUUUGUGAUCCCUGAUAUUAUCAAAGUAUCACUCAUCAAACUUACAACAGAAUUUCCACUCUGGGUUUAGCUGGCAGUAUUUGUAUCGAUUAUGACGUGUUUCUCAGGUGGAGAUGACAGUGAGGACAUCCAUACGGUCACAGUGGAUAAGAGUGUGGACGGCAGGCUGGGCUUCAGCGUGCGUGGAGGCUCAGAGCACGGCCUCAGCAUCUUUGUCAGCAAGGUAGAGGACAACAGCUCCGCAGGUAAACAAUACAUCCAGACAACUAUAUAUCUGUGUUACACAUUUAGUCUACACAUGACAGUUGUGACAUAACAUGAGUGACACUGUUCUACCUUGACAGUUUUUUAAUUGAGUGACCGACUGUGUGUGUGUGUGUGUGUGUGUGUGUGAGAGAGCGUCUCCAUCUGCAUGUCUGUGUCCAUGCAUGUACAGUGCAUUCGGAAAGUAUUCAGACCCCUUGACUUUGUUACGUUACAGCCUUAUUCUAAAAUUGAUUAAAUAUUUUUUCCCCUCAUCAAUCUACACACAAUACCCCAUAAUGACAAAGCGAAAACAGGUUUUAGAAAUGUUUAGAAAGAAAAUACAGCAAUACCUUAUUUACAUAAGUAUUCAGACCCUUUGCUAUGAGACUCGAAAUUGAGCUCAGAUGCAUCCUGUUUCCAUUGAUCAUUCUUGAGAUGUCCACCUGUGGUAAAUUGAAUUGAUUGGACAUGAUUUGGAAAGGCACACACCUGUCUAUAUAAGGUCCCACAGUUGACAGUGAACGUCAGAGCAAAAACCAAGCCAUGAGGUUGAAGGAAUUGUCCGUAGAGCUUCGAGACAGGAUUGUGUGGAGGCACAGAUCUGGGGAAUGGUACGAAACAUUUCUGCAGCAUUAAAGGUCCCCAAGAACACAGUGGCCUCCAUCAUUCUCAAAUGUAAGAUGUUUGGAACCACCAAGACUCUUCCUAGAGCUGGCUGCCUGGGCAAACGGAGCAAUCAGGGGAGAAGGACCUUGGUCAGGGAGGUGACCCGAUGGUCACUCUGACAGAGCUCCAGAGUUCCAUUGUGGAGAUGGGAGAACCUUCCAGAAGGACAACCAUCUCUGCAGCACUCCACCAAUCAGGCCUUUAUGAUAGAGUGGCCAGAAGGAAGCCACUCCUCAGUAAAAGGCAUAUGACAGCCCGCUUGGAGUUUGCCAAAAGGCACCUAAAGGAAUCUCAGACCUUGAGAAACAAGAUUCUCUGGUCUGUUGAGACCAAGAUUUAACUCUUUGGCCUGAAUCCCAAGCGUCACGUCUGGAAGAAACCUGGAACCAUCCCUAUGGUGAAGCAUGGUGGUGGCAGCAUCAUGCUGUGGGGAUGUUUUUCAACGGCAGGGACAGGGAGACUAGUCAGGAUCGAGGGAAAGAUGAACGGAGCAAAGUACAUUGAGAUCCUUGAUGAAAACCUGCUCCAGAGCGCCCAGGACCUCAGACUGGGGUGAAGGUUCACCUUCCAACAGGACAACAACCCUAAGCACACAGCCAAGACAACGCAAGAGUAGCUUCGGGACAAGUCUCUGAAUGUCCUUGAGUGGCCCAGCCAGAGCCGGGACUUGAACCCAAUCGAACAUCUCUGGAAAGACCUGAAAAUAGCUGUGCAGCGACGCUUCCCAUCCAACCUGACAGAGCUUGAGAGGAUCUGCAGAGAAGAUUGGGAGAAACUCCCCAAAUACAGAUGUGCCAAGCUUGUAGCAUCAUACCCAAGAAGUCUUGAGGCUGUAAUCGCUGCCAAAGGUGCUUCAACAAAGUACUGAGUAAAGGGUCUGAAUACUUAUGUAAAUGUAAUAUUUCCGUUUUGUAUAUUUAAUAAAUUAGCAAACAUUUCUACAAACCAUUUUUAGCUUUGUCAUUAUGGGGUAUUAUGUGUAGAUUGAUGAGGGAAAAUAACUAUUUAAUCAAUUUUGGAAUAAGGCUGUAACAUAACAAAAUGUGGAAAAAGUCAAGGGGUCUGAAUACUUUACGAAUGCACUGUAUAUGUCCACAGAGCAGGCAGGCCUGUGUGUGGGGGACAAGCUGGUGGAGGUGAAUGGGGUGAGCCUGGAGAGCAUCACUAUGGGCAGUGCAGUUAAAGUCCUGACAGGGAACAACAGACUGAGGAUGGUGGUGAGACGCGUGGGCAAAGUACCCGGCAUCCGCUACUCCAAGGAGAAGACAACCUGGUAAGCACAGACCUCCUAUUAGAAAUGACACAUUUUCUCUGUCACUUCAUAGGCACGGUUUGGAAUUGUGAGUCACUUUUACCACUUGAAUUGUCUACCUGAUUUGAUUGUGUUUAGUUAGAAUCCUGUCAAUAAAGCUUUAUCUAAUUAGCAACUUAACUUCCAUAGUUUAUCUUUAAGUACUUAUACAGGUCUGUUCAUGUGUCUUUACAUGUGUACAGUAUAUAUCAAUUGUUCGAUUACUCAUAGCCUAAAUGUAAGUGAGUAUAACUCUAUUACAGUGUGUAUCCUUAUGUACCAGUAUACACUGUGUGUACAAAACAUUAGGAACAUCUUCCUAAUAUUGAGUUCCACCCCCUUUUGCCCUCAGAACAGCCUCAAUUCGUUGGGGCAUGGACACUACAAGGUGUCGAAAGCAUUCCACAGGGAUGCUGGCCCAUGUUGACUCCAAUACUUCCCACAGAUGUCAAGUUAGCUGGUUGUCCAUUCUUGAUACACACAGGAAAUGGUUGAGCGUGAAAAACCCAGCAGCGUUGCAGUUCUUGACACACUCAAACCGGUGUGCCUGGCACCUACUACCAUACCCCGCUCAAAGGCACUUGUCUUGCCCAUUCACCCUCUGAAUGACAAAUACACAAUCCAUGUCUCAGUUGUCUUAAGGCUUAAAAAUCCUUCUUUAACAUGUCUCCUCACCUUAAUCUACACUGACUGAAGUGGAUUUAACAAGUGACAUAAAUAAGGGAUCACAGAUUUCACCUGGAUUCACCUGGUCAGUCUAUGUCAUGGAAAGAGCAUAAUGUUCAUAAUGUUUUGUACACUCAGUAUAUAUCAAUGGUUCGAUUACUCAAAAUGGAGUAUAACUCUAUUACAGUGUGUAUCCAUAUGUACCAGUAUACUUCACAAAAACGCUCAACCCUAUAACAUAUCUCCAUUGCAGGGUGGAUCUGAUUCAACGUAGGAUGGUGGUGGAGGAGAGUGGGCGUACGCCCUCCGCCUCGGUGGCCAGCUCAGAUGGGGCACUGCGGAGGAUCGUCCACCUCUACACCACCUCAGACGACUACUGCCUGGGCUUCAACAUCCGAGGGGGCAAGGAGUUCGGCCUGGGCAUCUACGUCUCCAAGUAGGCACAUACUGUAACAUCUCAGGCUAGAGAAACAAAGAAAUCAUUAGAAAUAAAGUUGAACCGCUUUUUGAAUUCAUCAUUUAAAUCUCUGCUUAGUUUGCAGUGUCUGUAUUUCCUGUGCUGUGUGCUGUGCCGGACUAUAUUAUAUAUAUGAUAUAUUAUAUGUAUUACCUGUGCUGUAUAGUGAUAUUAUUAUGCUGUGCUGUGUCAGACUGGAUCCUGGAGGUCUGGGUGAACAGAACGGCAUUAAGAUGGGCGACCAGAUCCUUGCGGCCAACGGUGUAAGCUUUGAGGACAUCAGCCACAGCAGUGCUGUGGAGGUGCUGAAGAGCCACACACACAUCAUGCUGACCAUCAAGGUGAGUGAGGGGGCCCUCCUUUGACCUUUGUCCUUCUACCACUUCCUGUAUACAGUGAGGGAAAAAAGUAUUUGAUCCCCUGCUGAAUUUGUACUUUUGCCCACUGACAAAGAAAUUAUCAGUCUAUAAUUUUAAUGGUAGGUUUAUUUGAAUAACAACAACAAAAUCCAGAAAAACGCAUUUCAAAAAUGUUAUAAAUUGAUUUGCAUUUUAAUUAGGGAAAUAAGUAUUUGACCCCCUCUCAAUCAGAAAGAUUUCUGGCUCCCAGGUGUCUUUUAUACAGGUAACGAGCUGAGAUUAGGAGCACACUCUUAAAGGGAGGGCUCCUAAUCUCAGUUUGUUACCUGUAUAAAAUACACCUGUCCACAGAAGCAUUCAAUCAAUCAGAUUCCAAACUCUCCACCAUGGCCAAGACCAAAGAGCUCUCCAAGGAUGUCAGGGACAAGAUUGUAGACCUACACAAGGCUGGAAUGGGCUACAAGACCAUCGCCAAGCAGCUUGGUGAGAAGGUGACAACAGUUGGUGCGAUUAUUCGCAAAUGGAAGAAACACAAAAUAACUGUCAAUCUCCCUCGGCCUGGGGCUCCAUGCAAGAUCUCACCUAGUGGAGUUGCAAUGAUCAUGAGAACGGUGAGGAAUCAGCCCAGAACUACAUGGGAGGAUCUUGUCAAUGAUCUCAAGGCAGCUGGGACCAUAGUCACCAAGAAAACAAUUGGUAACACACUACGCCGUGAAGGACUGAAAUCCUGCAGUGCCUGCAAGGUCCCCCUGCUCAAGAAAGCACAUAUACAUGCCCGUCUGAAGUUUGCCAAUGAACAUCUGAAUGAUUCAGAGGAGAACUGGGUGAAAGUGUUGUGAUCAGAUGAGACCAAAAUGGAGCUCUUUGGCAUCAACUCAACUCGCCGUGUUUGGAGGAGGAGGAAUGCUGCCUAUGACCCCAAGAACACCAUCCCCCACCGUCAAACAUGGAGGUGGAAACAUUAUGCUUUGGGGGUGUUUUUCUGCUAAGGGGACAGGACAACUUCACCGCAUCAAAGGGACGAUGGACGGGGCCAUGUACCGUCAAAUCUUGGGUGAGAAUCUCCUUCCCUCAGCCAGGGCAUUGAAAAUGGGUCGUGGAUGGGUAUUCCAGCAUGACAAUGACCCAAAACACACGGCCAAGGCAACAAAGGAGUGGCUCAAGAAGAAGCACAUUAAGGUCCUGGAGUGACCUAGCCAGUCUCCAGACCUUAAUCCCAUAGAAAAUCUGUGGAUGGAGCUGAAGGCUCGAGUUGCCAAACGUCAGCCUCGAAACCUUAAUGACUUGGAGAAGAUCUGCAAAGAGGAGUGGGACAAAAUCCCUCCUGAGAUGUGUGCAAACCUGGUGGCCAACUACAAGAAACUUCUGACCUCUGUGAUUGCCAACAAGGGUUUUGCCACCAAGUACUAAGUCAUGUUUUGCAGAGGGGUCAAAUACUUAUUUCCCUCAUUAAAAUGCAAAUCAAUUUAUAACAUUUUUGACAUGCGUUUUUCUGGAUUUCUUUGUUGUUAUUCUUUCUCUCACUGUUCAAAUAAACCUACCAUUAAAAUUAUAGACUGAUCAUGUCUUUGUCAGUGGUCUCUCUCUCUCUCUCUCUCACUCACUCACUCACUCACUCACUCACUCACUCACUCACUCACUCACUCACUCACUCACUCACUCACUCACUCACUCACUCACUCACAAACACACUGACACUGUUGCUACAGUACACACUCCCAAAAGAGCAGGUUGCGUGGCAGGGCAGACAGCUGGCAUGCAGUCGUAAUAUUGCUUGCUCACUUUACUUGUGGUGGGUUGGGUUUCACCCUGUGAAAAACAGCCAGGCCGUAUGCAUUAUUCACCAGGCAGAUCGGCCAGGAUCAGGUGGUGAUCAAAGCAUACAGAUGCAUUUUGUACGUUUUUGUUCUCUGAUUCUUUACCUCGCCUUGCCCCCUCUUUAACAGGGAAACACUAUACCAGCACUAGGAAAAUAACAGUACAAAGCAUGUCAAAGGUAGAAUAUGUGUUAGGAAGAAAACGAUUUCCAUUGCUUGUUGUAGACGUGUGGACCUUUACUGCUCUCUCUCUAAGGUAUAUAUGACUCUGUCUUUGUGUUUCUAGAGUUACUCUUUAUCAAAUAUAAGGAUCCUGUGAAUGUGUCAAGAACUCUACUGUAACCUAUUUGCAUAUCUCUGGCCAUAUCUUUGCAGGAAGUGGGACGAUACCCUGCCUAUAAGGAGAUGGUGGCAGAAUACAGGUGGCUUAACAAGUGUAUGUAACCAUCUCCUUAUCUCAUGUAGCCUAUAUUAUGUUUCAGUGGUGUUUUUGAAUUAUUUAAGAAAGCAACUUGCCACUGGUGACUUUUGCUAACUUGUAUUUUUAAAAAAAUAUAUCUUCCACACAAACAAUUCAAAACAAACACUAUAUCUGUAACUUUAAUAUUUUUUAUAGAUCUUCCACACAAACAAUUCAAAACAAACACUACAGUGGCUUGUGAAAGUAUUCACCCCCCUUGGCAUUUUUCCUAUUUUGUUGCCUUACAACCUGGAAUUUAAAUGAAUUUUUGGGGGGUUUGUAUCAUUUGAUUUACACAACAUGCCUACCACUUUGAAGAUGCAAAAUAUUUUUUUUGUGAAACAAACAAGAAAUAAGACAAAAAACCUGAAAGCUUGAGCGUGCGUAACUAUUCAUUCCCCCCAAAGUCAAUACUUUGUAGAGCCACCUUUUGCAGCAAUUACAGCUGCAAGUCUCUUGGGGUAUGUCUCUAUAAGCUUGGCACAUGUAGCCACUGGGAUUUUUGCCCAUUCUUCAAGGCAAAACUGCUCCAGCUCCUUCAAGUUGGAUGGGUUCCGCUGGUGUACGGCAAUUUUUAAGUCAUACCACAGAUUCUCAAUUGGAUUGAGGUCUGGGCUUUGACUAGGCCAUUCCAAGACAUUUAAAUGUUUCCUCUUAAACCACUCAUGUGUUGCUUUAGCAGUAUGUUUAGGGUCAUUGUCCUGCUGGAAGGUGAACCUCUGUCCCAGUCUCAAAUCUCUGGAAGACUGAAACAGGUUUCCCUCAUGAAUUUCCCUGUAUUUAGCGCCAUCCAUCAUUCCUUCAAUUCUGACCAGUUUCCCAGUCCCUGCCAAUGAAAAACUUCCCCACAGCAUGGUGGUGGGAUGGUGUUCUCGGGUUGAUGAGAGGUGUUGGGUUUGCGCCAGACAUAGCGUUUUCCUUGAUGGACAAAAAGCUCAAUUUUCGUCUCAUCUGACCAGAAUACCUUCUUCCAUAUGUUUGGGGAGUCUCCCACAUGCCUUUUGGCGAACACCAAACGUGUUUGCUUAUUUUUUUCUUUAAGCAAUGGCUUUUUUCUGGACACUCUUCCGUAAAGCCCAGCUCUGUGGAGUGUACGGCUUAAAGUGGUCCUAUGGACAGAUACUCCAAUCUCCGCUGUGGCGCUUUGCAGCUCCUUCAGGGUUAUCUUUGGUCUCUUUGUUGCCUCUCUGAUUAAUGCCCUCCUUGCCUGGUCCGUGAGUUUUGGUGGGCGGCCCUCUCUUGGCAGGUUUGUUGUGGUGCCAUAUUCUUUCCAUUUUUUAAUAAUGGAUUUAAUGGUGCUCUGUGGGAUGUUCAUAGUUUCUGAUAUUUUUUUAUAACCCAACCCUGAUCUGUACUUCUCCACAACUUUGUCCCUGAACUGUUUGGAAAGCUCCUUGGUCUUCAUGGUGCCGCUUGCUUGGUGGUGCCCCUUGCUUAGUGGUGUUGCAGACUCUGGGGCCUUUCAGAACAGGUGUAUAUAUGCUGAGAUCUUGUGACACUUAGAUUGCACACAGGUGGACUUUAUUUAACUAAUUUUGUGACUUCUGAAGGUAAUUGGUUGCACCAGAUCUUAUUUAGGGGCUUCAUAGCAAAGGGGGUGAAUACAUAUGCACGCACCACUGUUCCGUUACUUAUUUUUUCGAAUUUUUUGAAACAAGUAAUUUUUUUCAUUUCACUUCACCAAUUUGGACUAUUUUGUGUAUGUCCAUUACAUGAUAUCCAAAUAAAAAUCAAUUUAAAUUUCAGGUUGUAAUGCAACAAAAUAGGAAAAAUGCCAAGGUGGAUGAAUACUUUUGCAAGGCACUGUAUCUGUAAAGAAAAAAUAUAUAUAGAUCUUCCACACAAACAAUUCAAAACAAACACUAUAUCUGUAGCUUUUUUUUAUAUAGAUCUUCUACACAAACAAUUCAAAACAAACACUAUAUCUGUACUGAUGUGUGUGUCUCCUCUCUCUCAGUGGCCAGUGGCAAUGAGACUCGGCAGUCUUCCUCCCAGGGCUCAGACUCCAACUCCUCUGCCUCAUCCUUGUCCUCUGGGACUCCUAUCUCCUCUCUGAGCGGACUGUCUCAGGUCAUGUUCCCCCCCAGCCUGCCCUUCGGCAUGGACAUGGUGGACGUCUGUAUCUCUACUGAGGACCAGAGGUCUGGGUCUGGCCAGUGUACUGACACCGCCAUCCAGACCGACCCCUCACCUCACAGGAUGGGGGCGGACACUAGCCACAGCCUGGGGGCCACUACCCUCCUACAGGACUCAGCCAUCCGGGGGGAGGGAGGGGAGGGAGGUAGGAGGAGAGGAGAGUCCCCCAAAACGGCCGUCCUCAUGGCCCUCAGUAGACCCAGCCAGCCCAUCCACCGUUCCCAGAGCCAGGUCACUGUAGCAGGUGAGGCCAGAGGGGUGGAGAGGUUUAGAUAGAAAGGGAGUUUACUGAAACGAUUGGACAACUCAGAAGAACCUAUUGUUGUAAAAUGACUGAGUAUAGUCUUGUUUUGUUGAGACCCCGUCUCCUUCCUGUCCUGCCAUAGAGGUGAAGCAGACGAAGCAGAAGAAACAACAGCAGAAAGGAGGGAAGAAUCCUGAGAGGAGCACCCUACAGCGCUCCAAGACCUUUGUCAACCUGCUGUUCAGGGGUCGCAGGAGAGACACCUCCAAGGGGCGCUCCAAGUCCCCCCCCAAUUCCGAGGCAGGCAGAGGUUAGUAGUACCUUCAAUGAUCCUGUAUACUAUAAGAGAAUCAAUUUAGUCAAUGGUGCAACUAGCUGUUAUUUCAAAAGAGUUUUACUCUGUAAUUGUGAGUCGUCAUGUCUGUGAAUAUACACUACCGUUCAAAAGUUUGGGGUCACUUGAAAACAUACAUGAAAUGAGUUUGAAUAGGAAAUAUAGCAAAAUGAAUAUGAAAUGUAGUCAUUGACAAGGUUAGAAAUAAUGAUUUUUAAUUGAAAUAAUAAUUGUGUCCUUCAAACUUUGCUUUCGUCAAAGAAUCCUCCAUUUGCAGCAAUUACAGUCUUGCAUACCUUUGGCAUUCUAGUUGUCAAUUUGUUGAGGUAAUCUGAAGAGAUUUCACCCCAUGCUUCCUGAAGCACCUCCCACAAGUUGGAUUGGCUUGAUGGGCACUUCUUACGUACCAUAUGGUCAAGCUGCUCCCACAACAGCUCAAUAGGAUUGAGAUCUGGUGACUGUGCUGGCCACUCCAUUAUAGACAGAAUACCAGCUGACUGCUUCUUCCCUAAAUAGUUAUUGCAUAGUUUGGAGCUGUGCUUUGGGUCAUUGUCCUGUUGUAGGAGAAAAUUGGCUCCAAUCAAGCGCCGUCCACAGGGUAUGGCAUGGCGUUGCAAAAUGGAGUGAUAGCCUUCCUUCUUCAAGAUCCCUUUUACCCUGUACAAAUCUCUCACUUUACCACCAACAAAGCACCCCCAGACCAUAACAUUGCCUCCACCAUGCUUGACAGAUGGCAUCAAGCACUCCUCCAGCAUCUUUUCAUUUGGUCUGCGUCUCACAAAUGUUCUUCUUUGUGAUCCGAACACCUCAAAUUUCGAAUCGUCUGUCCAUAACACCUUUUUCCAAUCUUCCUCUGUCCAGUGUCUGUGUUCUUUUGCCCAUCUUAAUCUUUUCUUUUUAUUGGCCAGUCUGAGAUAUGGCUUUUUCUUUGCAACUCUGCCUAGAAGGUCAGCAUCCCGGAGUAGCCUCUUCACUGUUGACGUUGAGACUGGUGUUUUGCGGGUACUAUUUAAUGAAGCUGCCAGUUGAGGACCUGUGAGGCGUCUGUUUCUCAAACUAGACACUCUAAUGUAUUUGUCCUCUUGCUCAGUUGUGCACCGGGGCCUCCCACUCCUCUUUCUAUUCUGGUUAGAGCCAGUUUGCACUGUUCUGUGAAGGGAGUAGUACACAGCGUUGUAUGAGAUCUUCUGUUUCUUGGCAAUUUCUCGCAUGGAAUAGCUAGCCUUCAUUUCUCAGAACAAGAACAGACUGACGAGUUUCAGAAGAAAGUUCUUUGUUCUGGCCAUUUUGAGCCUGUAAUCGAACCCAGAUACUCAACUAGUCUCAAGAAGGCCAGUUUUAUUGCUUCUUUAAUCAGCACAGCAGUUUUCAACUGUGCUAACAUAAUUGCAAAAGGGUUUUCUAAUGAUCAAUUAGCCUUUUUAAAUGAUAAACUUGGAUUAGCAAACACAACAUGCCAUUGGAACAGAGGACUGAUGGUUGCUGAUAAUGGGACUCUGUACGCCUAUGUAGAUAUUCCAUAAAAAAUCAGCCGUUUCCAGCUACAAUAGCCAUUUACAACAUUAACAAUGUCUACACUGUAUUUCUGAUCAAUUUUAUGUUAUUUUAAUGGACCAAAAAAAUCAUUUUCUUUCAAAAACAAGGACAUUUCUAAGUGACCCCAAACUUUUGAACGGUAGUGUAAGUAUGGCUAAAAGCAGAGUUAUUUUGUUAUAGAGUUGAGUUGGUAUACUACUAUCAACUGGGUGUUGGUUAUGUCCUUAGAUGGGGAGCGCAGGCGCAGACCCAGUGGGCCGGACCCAGAGAUGCUGGGGGUGGUGGAGGGCAUGGCCCGCAGGCUGCUGAGUGAGGACGACGUGGCCUCUGUCAUGAAGACCUGCCGACGGGUAUGGAGCCUGGGGCCUGGGCAGGAGAGGCAGCGAAAAUAUGAACUGUUAUCAUCCUUAUUCCAUGGAUUUUGCAUUGAUAGUGUUAUAAUCACUAUUCUCUUGCAGUACAUAACAGAGCGUGUGGUGGAGAACCUGGUGCACCACCUGCUGGCCGUGCUGGACCGGCCUGAGAAGCUGCUGCUACUGAGAGAGAUCAGGUACAUAGAGAGGCAAAACAAUAAUAACAACAUUCACUUUAAGGAUUUAGAUUGGAGCGGGAGCGACCAGUUGAAGGAUUUAGGAUUCGGCUCAUACUCACAAAUCCAAUUAUUUGAUGACUGGACAAUGAAAACAACCGUGUUCUUUUAUAAGUUAAUAACUCUCUCUCUCUUCCGCUUUAGAAUGUUGCUGCCUCCAGCUGACCUAGGGCUUUUCAACAAUAUGGUGGUCCCGUUCGAAGUGGAGGCCUAUGAUAUCUUGAAGUACCGUUCUGGUGAGGAAAGACGAAUAUACAUAGAGUAAUGUACACUACACAUACAUUCAAUAAUACAUUUGAAGGAAAGAGUUUCCAUUCUUUAAAUUACCCCUUUUCUCCUCUCCUUUAUUAUGUAGUCAGAUCCCCACUUCUGCGCUCCCCCCAGUCUGGACGAGCCCCCAGACGACACCUCAUCACCCCCAUCCCAGGUCAGUACGGUCCCAUCUACAGUACAGCAGUGUUUCUUUCAUUCAUUCAUGGGGGAGGAAGUGCAGGCUUUUGUUCCAGCCCGGCACUAUCACACCUGAUUCAACUAAUUGUGGUUCAGGUUGAACACCAUGAUUAUUGGAAACAGGUUUUAAAGUUGUGUUGCGCUGGAACAUAAGUCUGCUCUCCAGGAUCUUGGUUGUUACACUGACUCCUGCGGUCCCAUGUAGACUUCCAGGGGGGCUUUGAGCUUCACAGUGCCCAGGAGGUGGAGAGGGAGAGCCAGCUGCUGGAGGAGCUAGAGCGGCUGCGUCUGUCUGGGUCCCAGAGCCCCCGGGAGCAGCCCACCCAUACCUCCAGAGCAUUCCCCCCCCUACUGGAUGUCCCAGUGGAUGGCUACGCCUUCUCAGACUCCCUCCGUCCUCCCUCCGUCAGCCCCCUGCUCCCCAACUGGCUGCUGGCCCACAGCAACACCACCGACCCCCGUUCCCCCCUACGAGGAGACAGUGGUACGGUCCGCUCGGUCCACUUUGAUGAUGUGUCAAUGGACCAGGGAGAUACCAUCUCAGAGCGGGGGAGGUCUCCGUUCAGGAAUGGGACUUCCAAGGGUAAAAAGGAGAAAACUGAUAAAAGGGAGAAAGAAACUGUGUUCACUCUGCAGAGCGCUCCUCGACGCAGCAGGCCCCUGUUGUCCCGGGUGUUUGGCUCUGGCCUGGACGCUGACUUCACAGCAGAGGGGGUGGUAGGGUUGGGAAGGGAGCGGGUGAACGGUCAUCCCAGCUCCUCUGAGAAUGGCCUCAAUGGCAAUGCUCCUGUCAUAGAGUACGAGCUCAAAAUCGUCAGCAUCUCCAAGACUAAGCAGUCACUGGGUGAGUUCAUGUAAUAUAUAAUAUAUGUACAGUGGAUAUAAAAGUCUACACACCCCUGUUAAAAUGCCAGGUUUUUGUGAUAAAAAAGAAUGAGACAAAGAUAAAUCAUGUCAGAACUUUUUCCACUGUUAAUGUGACCUAUAAUGUGAACAAUUAAAUUGAAAAACAAACUGAAAUCUUCAAGGGGGAAAAAUGAAAAAUAAAAACCUUACAAUAACCUGGUUGCAUAAGUGUGCACACCCUCUUAUAACUGGGGAUGUGGCUGUGUUCAGAAUUAACCAAUCACAUUCAAACUCAUGUUAAAUAGAAGUCAUUACACACCUGCUAUCAUUUAAAGUGACUCUGAUUAAUCACAAAUAAAGUUCAAAUGUAUUUUCUUAGUUGCAUCUCAGAGCAAAAGCCAUGGUCCGCAGAGAGCUUCCAAGGCAUCAGAGGGAUCUCAUUGUUGAAAGAUAUCAGUCAGGAGAAGGGUAAAAAAUUAUUUCCAAAGCAUUACAUAGACUAUGGAACACAGUGAAGACAGUCAUCAUCAAGUGGAGAAAAUAUGGCACAACAGAGACAUUACCAAGAACUGGACGUCCCUCCAAAAUUUAUGAAAAUACGAGAAAAAAACUGGUCAGGGAGGCUUCCAAGAGGCCUACAGCAACAUUAAAUGAACUGCAGGAAUUUCUGGCAAGUACUGGCUGUGUGCUACAUGUGACAACAAUCUCCCGUAUUGUUCAUAUGAAUGGGCUAUGGGGUAGGGUGGCAAGACGGAAGCCUUUUCUUACAAAGAAAUACAUCCAAUCCCGGCUGAAGUUUGCAAAAACAAACAUCAAGUCCCCCAAAAGCACGUGGGAAAAUGUGUUAUGGUCUGAUGAAACCAAGGUUGAACUUUUUGGCCAUAAUUCCAAAAGGUAUGUUUGGCGCAAAAACAACACUGCACAUCACCCAAAGAACACCAUACCCACAGUGAAGCAUGGUGGUGGCAGCAUCACUGUUUUUCAUCAGCUGGAACCGGGGCCUUAGUCAGGGUGGAGGGAAUUAUGAACAGUUCCAAAUACCAGGCAAUUUUGGCACAAAACCUUCAGGCGUCCGUUAGAAAGCUGAAGAUGAAGUUCACCUUUCAGCACGACAACGACCCAAAGCACACAUCCAAAUCCACAAAAGCAAGGCUCCACCAGAAGAAGAUUAACAUUUUGGAAUGGCCCAGCCAGAGCCCAGACCUGAAUCCAAUUGAACAUCUCUGGGGUGAUCUGAAGAGGGCUGUGCACAGGAGAUGUCCUCACAAUCUGACAGAUUUGGAGCGCUUUUGCUAAGAAGAGUGGGCAAAUAUUGCCACGUCAAGAUGUGCCAUGCUAAUAGACUCCUACCCAAAAAGACUGAGUGCUGUAAUAAAAUCAAAAGGUGCUUCAACAAAGUAUUAGUUUGAGGGUGUGCACACUUAUGCAACCAGGUUAUUGUGAGUUUUUAAUUUAAAAUUUUUCCCCCUCAAAGAUUUCAGUUUGUUUUUCAAUUGAAUUGUUCACGUUAUAGGUCACAUUAAAGGUGGAAAAAGUUGACAUGAUUUAUCUUUGUCUCAUUCUUUUACAUCACAAAAACUUGGGGUGUGUAGACUUUUUAUAUCCUUAUGUGUAUGUGUUGAGUCAGGGAAAUCAACAGUUUGCCAUCCUCAUGGUUUACCAAACAGUUGCACCUCCAGUACCUCUCUGUAAUAUUUAUUCACUAUUAUAGAAGGGAUCAGCAAAGUAGCUCUUACAACAGAGACAAUACAAAGUUUCACUCAUACAAUUCAAUAGAUUUUUUAUUGUUUGUGUAUGUAAUAAUGCCUGUGUUUUACUGGUCCAGGGAUCAGUAUUUCUGGUGGGAUGGAGUCCAAGGUGCAGCCGGUGGUGAAGAUAGAGAAGAUCUUCCCAGGAGGAGCCGCCUCCACGUGUGAAGUCCUGAAGGUAUACCUGUUAUAACCUGUGAUAUGACCUGUUAUAACCACUAAGGCUAUAACCAGUCUCAGUACAACAUGACCCAUAAACCACCAUUCAGAUAAGCAUUUCACCUUAUGAACAUCACGCCACAUAUUCCAUUCAGAUCUUUUCCAACUAAUUUGAAUUGACUUACCUGAUUAAUGGAAAUAUGAAUGUAGCUAGUGAUGAAAUCAAACAUAGUGAUGAGAUAGAGGCCCAAGGUAAUCUCAAGGGAUCCUUGUUAUAAUAAGCCUUUUGAAGGAGCUCUUUUAUUUGAAGCCAGAGUACUGAUAUGAGGGGGGGAAUUAUUUGAGUAACUCAUGCUUUGAACCGAGGCAUUUAGACUCUUUGGCACCACAUUAUAGAAAGAGAACAUAGGACAAUACAAUCAAAAUGAGGUUUUUGAGCCCAAAGGACAAAGUAACGUGAUGUUGUUGAAUUGAAAGAUGGCUAGGUGUGUGUGUGAGUGCAAAAUAGAGCAACUGAGAGCAUGCACAAGGCAAAUGCAUUAUCUCUAACCUUCCUUCCUCUGGUUGCAUCCCCAGGCUGGAUUUGAGCUGGUGUCAGUGGAUGGAGUGUCCCUGCAGGGCGUGACUCACCCCCACGCUGUGGAGAUCAUCCGCAGGGCUUUCAGCAACAAGGCCAAAGACCCCAUGGUGUUUAUAGUCAAAGUCCCCAAAAGCCCUUGA